AUGGAUUUUAUUUGUAACGAGAGUUUUGAUGUGAACCAAUCGUUUGACUGCUGCCCACAGGAUAAUACUGCCGGUGUUAAUGACACUACCGGUGUCGUAGAGCCAGUGGCCGGCACUGUGCGUAAGGAACGGACACUAUUUAGUAGAGAACAGUUGGAGGCAUUGGAGGCACAGUUCUCGCAGCACCAGUACCUCACAAGACUCCGGCGCUACGAGAUUGCCGUCCAAUUGAAUCUCACGGAACGACAGGUCAAAGUUUGGUUUCAAAACCGAAGAAUGAAAGUCCGAAGACUUAAUGACGAGAAUUCAUCACAAAAAUAAUAAGUAACAACUAAAUGGCAUUUGCGUACCAUCUUGAACAUAUUAAUAACUAGUAAAUUAUUAUUCAUAUAAAUUGUAAAUUAUAAAA
Oppiella nova is the source of this 409-nucleotide messenger RNA. NCBI's taxonomy places the organism in Eukaryota, Metazoa, Arthropoda, Arachnida, Sarcoptiformes, Oppiidae. The record is from the annotation of a GenBank genome assembly.